AUGGCUAAGAAUGCCAUGACGCCGGAGGAGCAGCUGGAGGACCUGCAAAGGCGCUUCCAGCUGCUCGAAGGUGAACGCAAAGCAACAUACGAGACGGCAAAGCUGAACAUCCAGCAGAACAAGGAGAUUAUCGGCCAGAUGAAAGACGAGAAUAAAACGCUUAGAAAUCAGAUUGCGACACUCCGCGACGAGAAGCCGCAGUCAUUGGAAAAGAUUCUGGAGCAGACAAUGCAUGAAGUGCAGCAGAUGCAGAGGAGAUUUGAUCUCCUCAGGAACGAAAACAACAAGAGGCGGGGCCACAUAGAGCAGCUCAGCAUCAAGCAGGGUGAGCUUUCCAUGGGCUCCAAGAUGCAUUCUAGCGAAGCCUCGCCAGAGAUGAGACAUAUCCGGGUCUUGGAGAAUCGGCUUGACAAAGUGAUGAUCAAGUACAACGAGGCUCAGAGUAUCCGGAAGACAUACGAGGCCAUCGUCAAGCGCCUCAAGGAUGAGCGUAUAGGCUUCGACAACCAACUCGCGGCCAUCGAGCGCACCUUGAAGGCCAAGGAGCGAGAUUACGAGGAACUGCUCCUGCUGUCGCACGACGCCUACCACGCCAAGGAGAUGGCGCAGGCGGAGUUGCAUCGCUUCGAGCAGGGGGUGAUGGAAGAGAGAAAUCAGCGAGACAAGGAGGUUCAAGAAAAGAAAAUCUUGGUUGAGCAGCGUGUCGAGAUGAACAAGAGAUUGGAGCUUCGGGAAAAAAGCUUGAAACAGCAGCCCGAGACAGAAAAAGGUCAUGACCGAUCCUUAAAGGAGGCAUCGGUUGCAUCCGAGUUCACAGCAGGCUAUUCUGGUGACGCAGCACAAGAGGAACUGCAGAAGAUUAUGGACUACAAGGAAGCCGUGCAGGCAAUCAAGGAUGCUACAGGCGUGAGCGAUGCCAAUGAGAUCAUCCAGAAGUUUCUGACGCAGGAAGACACCCAGAAGAACCUGCAGCAGCUUACCAAGGAGAACCAGGAAACCAUCGACAGGUUGACCGAAGACCGGCGAAAGCUGCGUCUUCAGGUGGAGGACUUGAAAUUCUCUAGCGGAGGGCCGGCUGGACGUCGGCAGGCCAUUGAUGACUUCGAGUCCCACUUGGGAGAAGCCACGGAGAAGUUCGAGCGGAACCGCGGCAAAUAUGAGCGCGUGGCAAGGCUGCUGAUUGACAUGAAAGCUGGUAUCGGACACCUGUCCGAAAAGUUGCAGAUUGUGAAGCUGGAGGGUGAAACAACCAUUGACCCCAACGACGACAAGAUCGAGGUUGAGCACAUGCUAGAGCAGUGUGAGCUGAAGAUCUCAAAGCUUUUAAGCCUGACGGCCCCAUUGGAAGACGUCAGCGACCGUCAGCGUCGAAUGGACGAUGAAAAGUACGAGGAGAAGCUGAUGCUGCGUAGCCAGUCUGAAGCACGCAUCAAGCUCAACGUGCAGGAGGAGGAGCAUGAUGACGAUGAUGAUGACUUGGACGAAGAGCUGGACGAUGAAGUUUCACACCGCAAGCAGAUCAAGUACAACAGUGAGCGCGUCGAGCAACAGCAGCAAAUCAGGAAUAAGCGCAAGGCCAAGGGCAAGAAGAAGGACACAUGA
This is a messenger RNA of Symbiodinium pilosum, 1602 nucleotides long. NCBI's taxonomy places the organism in Eukaryota, Dinophyceae, Suessiales, Symbiodiniaceae. The record is from the annotation of a GenBank genome assembly.